AUGAAGAUUAAUUUAUCUUUUAGCAAAAAAAACAAAAACGAAAAUAAAAAUGAAGAAAAAAAUGUAAUGGACAUUUUUUCAUUGUCCGAUGAUGAGGAAACUUUUAACUUUGAAAAUAAUCAAAACAAAAAAAUUCAAGAGGAAAAAGAAAAAGAAAUUGAAGAAAAAAUAAAAGAAUAUAUAUAUGAACAUGAAAAUCCUAUAAAAGAAAAAUGUAACCAAGAUGAACGUGAAAUUAACGAGAAAAAAAACCAAAAGAAAAUACAGUAUUUAGGAUAUAAAGGUGAUGAGUUAACAAAACUAAACAAAGAAAAAAUAAAUACAGAAGAAAAUAAAAUAUAUACUCAAAAACAUAAAAGGGAAAGACAAAGUGAAAGUGAUAAAUAUCAAAAAUAUGAAAAAUAUCAUAAGGAAGAAUAUAAUAAUAAAUGCAAGAAUAAAAAUAAAAAACAUAGAGAAAAUUAUGAACCGAAGAAUAUUCUUAAUAAAAAAGAAAUAGAAAAAGAAAUUAGUAUAGAUGAAAUAUAUAUGAAAAAAGAUAAUAAUAAUAAUAAUAAUAAUAAUAAAAGUAAAUCAAAAUAUAUGGAUGCUUUAAUUAAUAGUGCAAAGAGGAGAGCAUUAGAAAAAGAAAUAUUAAUUCAAAAAAAACUAAAAAUUGAUACUAAAAAAGAGGAAAAAGUAUUUAUAACUAAUGCUUAUAAAAAAAAAAUGAUGGAUAGAGAAUUAAUUAAAAAAGACAUAGAAGAAGAGCAAAAAGAAAAUAUGAAAGAUACUCAAUCUAAUUAUAACUUAAACUCAUUUUUAAAAAAUAUGAGUAUUCCAUUGAAUUAUAAUAGAAAUAACAGAAAACCUUACUAUGAUAGUACCAAUCUAAGUGAUUAUGAAAAGUUUUAA
Molecule: messenger RNA, 894 nt
Organism: Plasmodium gallinaceum
Lineage: Eukaryota; Apicomplexa; Aconoidasida; Haemosporida; Plasmodiidae
Product: conserved Plasmodium protein, unknown function
Exons: 1
Coding region: 1-894 (297 amino acids)
Biological process (GO): regulation of alternative mRNA splicing, via spliceosome
Source: RefSeq, a predicted model, not a curated record